Melampsora larici-populina 98AG31 is the source of this 537-nucleotide messenger RNA. RefSeq lists its product as uncharacterized. The record is from RefSeq and is a predicted model, not a curated record. The transcript has a single exon. Lineage: Eukaryota; Fungi; Basidiomycota; Pucciniomycetes; Pucciniales; Melampsoraceae. The coding region runs from base 1 to 537 and encodes 178 amino acids.
AUGCCCACCCAAUCUACCCCACAUACAUUGGGCGAAGUUAUACAGUCGUCAAACGUUUCAGAUCAGAAUCCACCUCCUCCGAUUCAUGAUCAACAUUACCCACCUUUUCCAUAUAUUGCUCACGCUCACCCUCCUCAUAACCACUUUAACCAACCAGCCAGUUACUGGUACCCACCUCCCGGUGUUCCCUAUCACCAACCUCCAGGUGUAACCUAUCACCACUGGCCCCAUCCUGCUUACCUUGCACCCCCUUUCACUAAUAUUUCUAUCAACGUUCCUCAAAGUGUCCCCGUUCCACCUAUUCAUACCACCGUUUCGCCUAUUCAAACCGUUUCUUCUGUUCAAACCGUUUCACCCAUUCAAACUGUUUCACCUAUUCAAGCCGUUCCAUCUAUUCCAAUUCAUACCGUUUCGCCUGUUCAUACCGUUUCCUCUCUUCAAAACGAUCCACCUAGUCCUAUUCAUACCGUUUCACCUAUUCAUAACCGUUCUGCCAACUCUUUUAACAUCUACUCCUAUUCAAUCGACACAAAGUGA